Molecule: messenger RNA, 1916 nt
Organism: Drosophila grimshawi
Lineage: Eukaryota; Metazoa; Arthropoda; Insecta; Diptera; Drosophilidae
Product: motile sperm domain-containing protein 2
Exons: 7
Coding region: 322-1809 (495 amino acids)
Source: RefSeq, a predicted model, not a curated record
CCACAUCGCGCAUAGCACGUAGGCCGACCGUCAACGACGAUCGGUUCAUCGACAAGCACCGUUAGUUAGUUAGUUACCAAAGCUCGUGCGAAGCACUUGCAAUCGUUUAAUUGUCGCUUGUCGCCUUUCGCUCGUCGAAUUAUCGACCACGAAAAUCUAAUCGCAUUUAUUGCUUAGCUGAGAAAGUGGAUUAUUGAUUAGAAGUGCGCGCGAUAAGCAAAGAUACAUACAAGAUACAAGAAACAGUAACACACUUGACUGUUGCUCCGUGUUCCAUGUUCAGUCUGCGUUCAAUUGUCGUCGGCAUCGAGUGCUAAAGCAAUGGCCCCCAAAACUAAAAUUCCCAACAGUUCGCAAAUUGAGGAAUUGCGUCAAAAGUUCAACAAAAAAUAUGCCGCGUCGCAGCUGACAGAGCCGUUUCAUCCCAUUGACAUUGAUCGCAUACGCAAUGAUCAUUUGUGGCUGCAACGCUUUCUGGAGCAAUACGAUCUGGAUGUGGAGACGUCUCUUACCAAACUCUGGGAAACGUGCCAGUGGCGUCUGUCAUAUGGUACCAAUGAUCUAACCGAGGCAGAUCUCAACCAGGAGUACUUGAGAGAGGGUUGCAUCUAUGUGCACAGCCAGGAUGUGGAUGGGAAGCCGCUGCUCAUCUUUCGUGUCAAGCUGCAUAGCAAAACCAAGAAUCUGGAUGAGCUCAUUCGCAUCGUCGUCUAUUGGAUUGAGCGGCAGCAGCGCGAAAACCAUUUGACCCAACUGACUCUGGUCUUUGACAUGGCUGGCACUGGGCUGGCCACUAUGGAUGUGGACUUUGUGCGACGUGUUGUGGAGACCUUUAAGCUCUAUUAUCCCAAUUCGCUCAACUAUAUCCUGGUAUUCGAGCUCGCCUGGAUACUCAAUGCUGCCUUUCGGGUCAUCAAAGCUCUGCUGCCCCCGAAAGCCGUUGAGAUUUUAAAAAUGAUAUCGAAAAAGGACGUCACUCAGUAUGUGCCCCCAGAUAAAUGUCCUGUCAUGUGGGGUGGCCAUGACGAUUACGAGUUUCAAUUUGUGCCAGAGUCCAAAAGUGUGCCUCCCAAAUCGAUGGCAGCCAAUGCCGGUGACGAUGACCAGCCCCAUCAUCAUCAGGAUAUGGACUUGGAUAAAAAGGUUCAUUUCGCCAAGAGCGUUACACAGACGCCACGCAAUCCGAGCGAUUCCGAUAUGGGUAUGUUGCAAUUGGAGCCCAACGAGUAUGUCAACAUUUGCCCACAGAGUGGCGAGGCAAAGCUGAAGCUCACAAACAUUUCCAAAGAAGCGGUCGCCUAUAAGAUCCAAACCACAUCACCGGAUAAAUUCCGAGUACGUCCGCGCUGCGGUGUUGUGCUAGCCAAUGAUAUCGCCGAGGUGAGCAUCUGGCUAAAACCGGAUCAUCAGCUCAGCACCGAUACGAAAGACAAAUUUCUAGUCAUGGCAGUGAUUGCGCCCUCUAUCGAUAGCAGCGCCACGGAAAUAACUGAAUUGUGGCGGCAAAAGGACACCACGGAUCCAGAUGUGGAAAAUCAUCGUCUCGUCUGUCGUCUGGAUGAAAAGAAAAAGGGCGACGAUCAGUUAGGACGAGCGAGCGAAAAGGAACAGGGCCUUAAGGAACGUGCCGAUCAAAUUGAAGCUAAGCUAAACUUCACCACAAAUUUACAAUACGCAACAUUAGCAUUAUUAGUGCUACUGUUUGCCGGCUUCUGCUUUCUGAUGUACAAUCAGAUGCAGGGCUUGGGCGGCGGUAGCUGUGAGCAUAAGGCGAGCUCGAAGGCAUUUUCGUGUCCCAAGAACAAAUAAUGUUUACUGUCUCAAUGCAAUUUGACCAUGCAAGACGAAGCCACUGCCAGCGAUCAAAACCAACACAGCAACAACAAUAAAAAUAAAAACGACGACAGCAACAACAA